CACUUGCAUCUCUAGGGUUUCUUUCACUUUCCCCUUUUUCCUUUCCUUUGAAAGAAAAAUCAAAAUUAGGGUUUGACAAUAGGUCAUGGGUUCUCUCGCCGUAACGGGCGAGGAGAUGUUACAGAUGAGUUUCGAUGAUUUUCAGAAACAAACUACUCUGAUGACAAAUUGUACUCUACUAUGGAAGGAAUUAUCUGAUCAUUUUACUACAUUAGAACAAGAUCUUAAGAAGAAAUCCGAAGCUAUUCAAGAGAAAAUUCAGUCUUUAGCUAAUGAAACUAAAGAAACUUUAGAUGUUCUUACCGAAAGAGAAGUUACGAUUGAAGGAAAUGUUAAGAUCGAAAUUGGUAAAGUUGAAAAACGUAAAGAGGCGGCGUUGUUCGCUUUCGAAAAUGAAGACACUCAAGUGUUCGAUGAUGGAGUCGUGGAUUUGUUGGGUAAGUUGAAAUCUUUUUGUGUGAAAAUGGAUUUUAGAGGGUUUUGGAAAUUUGUGAUUGUAAGGAAGAAAGAACUAGAUGUACUUCGAGUUCAGAUCCCGUUGGCGUUAUCUGAUUGUAUCGAUCCAGCCAAAUUUGUGUUGGAAGCCAUUUCUGAAGUGUUUCCAGUUGAUAAGAGACAAGUGAAGAGUGAUGAGAAAACAAUUGAUUUAGGAUGGGCUUGUGUUUUGCUUCUUGAAUCACUUAUACCAGUUGUUGCUGAUCCGGUGUUUGGGAAUACCAGACCUAUGGUGACACCAACUAUGAAGAAAAAAGCUCAAAAAAUUGCUGAUGUUUGGAAAGAGAGUUUGGAUCAACGUGGGGGUAUUGAGAAUGUAAAGACUCCGGAUGUGCACACUUUUUUGCAGCACUUGGUGACGUUUGGUAUCGUUUCCAAGGAAGAUGGGAUAUUUUACCGUAAACUUGUGUUGAGUUCUGCUUGGAGGAAGCAGAUGCCUAAGCUUGCUGUUUCUCUUGGUCUUGGUGAUAAUAUGCCUGAUAUGAUUGAAGAAUUAAUAAGCAAGGGGCAACAGGUUGAUGCGGUGCACUUCACUUAUGAAGUGGGUCUAGUGGAUAAGUUCCCUCCAGUUCCCUUGCUGAAAGCUUAUCUGAAUGAUUCAAAGAAGGCUGCUACUUCUCUAAUGGAAGAUCCGAACAAUGGCAAAGCUGCGCACCUAGCUGGGCGCAAAGAACAAUCGGCACUUCGAGCUGUCAUCAGGUGCAUUGAGGAAUACAAGCUUGACGCUGAGUUCCCUGCUGAAAGCCUUAAGAAGCGUCUUGAACAACUAGAGAAGACCAAAGUGGAGAAGAAAAAGCCAGUUGUGGUCCCUGCCAAUAAGAGAACACGAGCUAACAACAAUGGAGGCCCCAUGCCUCCUGCCAAGGCUGGUAGACUUACAAAUGCUGCUUAUGUCUCUUCUUUCCCGGCCAGUACCACCACAUACAUCCGGUCACCAACCCAUGUUCCAUAUCCUGCUGGGGUCCCAACUUACACAUAUGAUAAUAGGGCCACUGGUCCUGCCAUGUACGGUAGCAGAAGCCCACCUUGCGUCCGAGACCCUUAUGGAUAUUCUCCAGAACACUCUUCCCCUGUCAUGAUGACUUCUCCGUUCACAGGACCCGCCUUGAGUUAUCCAGCAUAUGGAGGAUAUAGCAAUGGUGUACCAGUGUAUCAGCAGACAUAUUACCGAUAAGGAGAAAGGUGUUUGAUCAUACUUCAUGAUAUCAGAAUUUCUUGACUGGAUAUUAUAGCUCGAUCAGGAUGGUAACACUGAUGAUGACCCCAAGAAACUCAUUUGAUCUGAAGAAAGGAAAAGACUCGAAAAACAGUCUAUUUGUAAUCUCUAAGUCCUAACCACGAAUUUUAGCAAAAUGUGGGUGUGUUGUUGUUGUUGUUGAAUGUUUCCCAGGUUAUAGUUGGAACUUGUAGCUAAUAUAGGUCGCUGUGAAAAGUAAUCAGUUUAAGUUAAUUUUUAACUAUGUUGUAGACUAAAUGCUAAAGAACUGGAAAACUGGUUUAGUUUGAUCUGUAGCUAAGAAUCUUGGUGAAGCUUACUGCAAUCAAGUCUUGAACCAUUCUCCGAUUAUAUUAGGAGCCAUUCCCAGCUGUCUCAUGCUA
Messenger RNA from Papaver somniferum (opium poppy), 2094 nucleotides. RefSeq names its product FRIGIDA-like protein 4a. The transcript is spliced from 3 exons. The record is from RefSeq and is a predicted model, not a curated record. NCBI's taxonomy places the organism in Eukaryota, Viridiplantae, Streptophyta, Magnoliopsida, Ranunculales, Papaveraceae. Bases 86 to 1669 code for a protein of 527 amino acids.